Molecule: messenger RNA, 861 nt
Organism: Nestor notabilis (Kea)
Lineage: Eukaryota; Metazoa; Chordata; Aves; Psittaciformes; Psittacidae
Product: transmembrane protein 45B-like
Exons: 5
Coding region: 1-861 (286 amino acids)
Source: RefSeq, a predicted model, not a curated record
AUGCCAACGAGUUUCCUCGGCAGUGCCCUGCGGGGCACCUUCUUUGUCCUUUUUGGUCUCUGGUGGUCAGUGCGAUACCCACUGAGGUACCUCAGGAGGAAGGGCAAUGCCGAGAGCCAGCCGAGCUACGGGGCCCAGCGCGUGGAAGCCUUCGAAGGGGCUGUCAAAGCUUUCUUUGCUCUAGCAGGGAUCCUGGUGGAGCAGUUUGUUCCCGCUGGGCCCCCCCUGCAGCUGUACAGCCCCGAGGCGCACGGCUGGACCGACCUCACGCGCUGGCACUACACCACCAUCUACCUCUUCUUCCUCCUCUCCGGCAUCGUGGAUGUCGUCUCUCACUCCCCGCUCAAGCUGCCGCUCGGCUUGGACCGGCUCUCGUUGUCCGUGGCUCUGCUCAUCGAAGGUUUGCUCUUCUGCUUCUGCGAUUACGGUGAUGCUGAGCUGGACCACCACCUCCAUUCCCUGCUGGCCAUGGCUAUCUUUGCUGGAGCCCUUUGUGCCCUCCUGGAGGUGUUCCUCCGAGACCACAUCAUCCUGGAGAUCCUCAGGACCAGUUCCUUCCUUCUCCAGGGCUCUUGGCUUUGGCAGAUUGGGUUUGUGCUGUCCCCUCCAUGGGGAGGACCAGGCUGGGAUCAGACCGACCGCAGCAACUUCACAUUCCUCACCAUGUGCUUCUGCUGGCACUACGCGGGUGCUCUCGCCGUCUUGGCAGCAAACUCUGCUGCAUCCCGCUGCUGCAAUGAGUCCUGCCAGCUGAGAUUUGGGGACAUCGACGUGGAGCUGGACUGUGGCAUGUGCAUCCGCAAAGGCAACAAGAGCUCCGGCGGUCCCCUGCUGCCCGAGAGCCCCUCGGAUGACAAAUGA